GCGGGGGCCGCUGGCGGGAGGGGGAGCGCCAUGGCGCUGGGCUCGGCGUGGAAGCAGAUGUCGUGGCUGUACUACCAGUACCUGCUGGUCACCGCGCUCUACAUGCUGGAACCCUGGGAGCGCACCGUCUUCAAUUCCAUGCUAGUUUCCAUUGUUGGAAUGGCAUUGUACACAGGCUAUGUGUUCAUGCCUCAGCACAUCAUGGCAAUAUUGCACUACUUUGAAAUUGUGCAGUGACGAAGAACGUAUUUUCAAGACGUAACUGGGCUUUGAAAUCUGGUCUACAAAGAAGAAUGAACCUCUUAGUUUUACCAAGAUUUCUACUGAUGUUUGAAAUACAAUUAUGACUCUGAAGACUAGGAAAUGAGAUAUGUAGAGCAGGGACAUGAGAUGUCCCCUAUGUUGUGUUCAUUCCCUUUAAUUUUACAAGAUAUGCCCUUGUAUAGUAGUUUUGUCUACUUUAACAUUGUGAUUGUACUUUGAUAUCAGUAUUUUCUUAACUUUGUGACAGUUUCAAUAUUGCACUGUGAAAGCUUUUCUUAAUUGUAAUUUUGAGUAAAUCUUAAUUGCCUUCUAUUUUUAAUCAGAAAGUCAUCUUAUUAAAUGGGGCUUAAAGCUUUUGCUAUUGUAUGGUAUGUAUUUGCCUGGAUAUUUCUAUUAAUGUGUUUUGUAAGAAAAUACAUCUAGAUUCAUAUUAGAGACAUGGAUAUAUUCGUCUAAUGCUAUUUACGAAAGUUAGUUUGUAUGACUGAACUCAGGUGUAAUGUUCACUGUCCAGACUUUGUUCAAUGGUAUAUUUGUGCAUAUCACCUACAUUUGGAAUUAGCAAUUAUUUCAAGUUUCUGUAUUCUGCCUGUUGGAGGAGGGAUGGAGAGAUGAGGCAUUGAAGCAGAAUGAAGUCUGCUUUUGUUAUGUUUGAAGUAGUGCUGAUGUUCUGGGCUCUAUUUGGGUGGGGGGGGGGGGAAAUGGACUUUUCUUUACUGGCAUUGGCCCACAUACAGCUUUGGGAUAGCCCUUUAAAUCAACCCUGUUUUUCUAGCUACAACUUCACUUUUACAGGAUGCUUUAUUAUGUUCCAAUGGCUAUGGUUUCAGCUGAUUUUCACUCAACAGUGUAACUAUAUCUAGGUUUUCAAGGGGUUUUCUAUUGCUGCUAGUGUUCCAAACAUGUUUUCGCUAUGAACGACCAAAACAUAGGGAUUUCAAGGGACUUGAGUUACAACUACAGCAAUAAGUAGCUGAAUACUUGGCUGAAGUCCUGUCUUUUUUUUAAUAGGGAUUUUUUUCAGUUUUGUAUUCUGAAAUGUAAGAUGGUGACAACUUAACUUUCCUAAGUGGACAAUUUUUUUGUUGUUGUUGUUUAAAAAAAUAAAAAGUUAAAAAGCAGA
This is a messenger RNA of Cinclus cinclus, 1387 nucleotides long. It is a transcript of the gene SPTSSA, whose product is annotated as serine palmitoyltransferase small subunit A. NCBI's taxonomy places the organism in Eukaryota, Metazoa, Chordata, Aves, Passeriformes, Cinclidae. Gene Ontology annotation, molecular function: serine C-palmitoyltransferase activity. Gene Ontology annotation, cellular component: serine palmitoyltransferase complex. The transcript is spliced from 2 exons. The coding region runs from base 31 to 237 and encodes 68 amino acids. The record is from RefSeq and is a predicted model, not a curated record. Gene Ontology annotation, biological process: ceramide biosynthetic process.